AUGGGAAAUGGACAAUGGUUCUGGGCAGCUAUAUCCCCCGUCGACAUUGCUACGGAGUUAAUUAUUUGCCUCCUCCCGAUUUAUAUUAUCAAGCCUGUUCAAGUUAGCUUUGGAAAGAAAGUCCCCGUCGUGGUCGCAUUCGCGUACCGCCUAACUGUAAUAAUAGCGAUCAUCCUGCGCCUGGUUUUUAUGCGAAAUGCCCCCAAUUCUACAGAUAUGACACAAUCCGCCUUUGAGACCAGAAUUACCACCCAAUGCGCCCUAUGCGUCACCCUCAUUACAGCAUGCAUUCCGUGCUUAAAGCCUUUUCUCGACGCCUUCGAUAGUGGAAUGCUUGGCGUUGGUAUGCGGAAGCGCACUGUUGGGAGCCAUAAUAACUUCUAUAACAACUCAUAUGCGUUGGCGAGUAUGAGCUGGGGAGCAAGGGAGGCUACAUCGCGUUCUCGUUACUUGGAAGAUGAGGUGGAGGGACUGGGAACGUCCGCCGCUGCUUUUGCUUUUACCCCUCCGGUCAAGCCACAGCAACUAGAAGAAAUAUGUCCUUCGAUGGGAAUCCAAAGGACGGACCAGUGGAGCAUUAGGUGUGAGUAUGUCGAUACAAAGGCCAGGUCGCUCGGGGAGGGAUUAGAGGAGUCGGAGACAAGCGGUAGCCAAGUUGAGCAUUCAUUGUGA
This is a messenger RNA of Penicillium crustosum, 672 nucleotides long. RefSeq lists its product as uncharacterized. Lineage: Eukaryota; Fungi; Ascomycota; Eurotiomycetes; Eurotiales; Aspergillaceae. The record is from RefSeq and is a predicted model, not a curated record. The coding region runs from base 1 to 672 and encodes 223 amino acids. The transcript is spliced from 3 exons.